Messenger RNA from Spizellomyces punctatus DAOM BR117, 1830 nucleotides. RefSeq lists its product as uncharacterized. The record is from RefSeq and is a predicted model, not a curated record. Gene Ontology annotation, molecular function: flavin adenine dinucleotide binding; oxidoreductase activity, acting on CH-OH group of donors. The transcript has 2 exons. The coding region runs from base 14 to 1792 and encodes 592 amino acids. NCBI's taxonomy places the organism in Eukaryota, Fungi, Chytridiomycota, Chytridiomycetes, Spizellomycetales, Spizellomycetaceae.
CUAAUGUAUCAUCAUGUCGAUCCUAGCAAACAUACCAGUUAUCGGUCCCCUCUUCUCUUCAGAUAAGGAUCAGUUAUUAAAAGACUAUGAUUACAUUGUCGUUGGUGGUGGUUCGGCUGGGUGUGUGGUAGCUGCACGGUUAUCAGAGGACAAGAAUAUCAAUGUGCUCUUACUCGAAGCCGGUGGGGAUGGAAAUACAUUUGCCAUACGAACGCCCGGGGUGUAUUUUGAUCUGCAAAUGACCGAGGUGGACUGGCAGAUAAGGACACGGCCGCAGAAAGGAAUGGGUGGGCGAAUUGGAUUCUGGCCCCGCGGUAAAGUUCUCGGUGGCUGUUCGUCCAUCAACGCCAUGCUCUAUGUCAGAGGUGAUCGAGCAGAUUAUGACGGAUGGGCAGCAGUCGGGUGCGACGGAUGGGCGUAUGAAGAUGUGUUGCCCUACUUUAAAAAAUCUGAAGAUUGUCGCAUCCCCAGUCUCUCCCAACGUGAAUAUCACGGCACGGAUGGCCCACUGAACAUUGAAUACGCUAGUGGAGGAGAUCCGAACCCGUUAACAAAAGAGUUCAUCUCUGCAUUCCGGCAAGUGACAGGAAUCACAAACGAUGACUACAACUCGGGAGACGGCUACGGAGCAUCUAUUAGCUUUCAGACAGUGCAGAAUGGCGUGCGAUGCGACACGGCUCGAGCCUUCCUGUUCAAUGGAGAGAAACCAGCUAUUCGCCGGCCCAAUUUGACAGUCAUCACCGGUGCACACGUCACAAGGAUUGGGGUGGAGAACGGCAAGACUACUGGAGUAUAUUUCAGAUCCUCUCCACAUGGAACAUCGAAAGAAGCAUUCAUGACCCUUCCAGAGACAUUCAUUCCCGUCAGAGAGCAAGUCAUUUUGAGCGCUGGCGCAGUUCACACUCCUGCCAUUCUGAUGUACUCUGGCAUCGGUCCUCAAGAUCACCUCAAGAGCGUGGGAAUCAAGGUGAUAAAGCAUCUCCCAGGUGUGGGCCGCAACCUCCAAGAUCACCUCUUUGUCGGGCUCGCAUUCAAGGAAUACCAGGGCGUGGCAUACACAAGCAGGUUGCUCGACGUGGCGCGAUACCUUGGGAAAUACUUUCUGCAUAGCACCGGCCCUGUCGCUGGUUCUCCCGUUGAGGCAUUAGCGUUUAUGGAUUCUGCUGUAAACACCUCUGCCCAGAAUGGAAGAAAGCGCCCAGACCUACAAUUCCACAUUCUCCCAGCUCGCGUCACCAAACAAGCCCACUAUGCUAAAACCAAUGUCAAUCCUAUACAGCCAGAGUUAUCUCACGAUCACGGUCUGACAGUGUUUCCCACGCUUCUCCUUCCGGAAUCCUCUGGAUACAUUGAAUUGAGCAGCAGUCAUCCCCUUGACGAUAUCCACGUUGAGCCAAAUUACCUUUCAGCAGAAUACGACAUCCAAGUGCUGAUGGACGGAAUAUUCAAAUGUCGCGAAAUUGCAAAGUCCCAAGCGCUCGAACAGUAUAAACUGGAAGAAAUUAUUGACACCACCAUCCCAUUUCCACCAGACUCACCCGAGUACGUUCGUGAAUACGUGAAAAGGCAGGCCAUAACAGUCUAUCACCCGGUUGGCACUGCUAAAAUGGGACGAGCUGACGAUCCAAUGGCGGUGGUUGAUUCCAGGUGUAGAGUCUUUGGUAUUGAAGGGUUGAGAGUGGCGGAUGCGAGUGUUAUGCCACGGAUCGUAGCGGCUAAUACGAAUGCCGCCUGUAUUAUGAUUGGGGAGAAGGUUGCGGACAUGAUAAAGAAGGAUCGGCAGAAAAGUUGAUAGAGUAGGCAUAUAUGAUUCUAGAAUACAUGGGUUGG